GGUCAACUUACGGUCGCGAUCGGUUUUUGCACAUACGGCUACCGACUAUGCAAUCGAUAAUUGAAUUCUUUCAAUAAUUUAUUGCCUUGAUUAGCAUCGAAUGCGACUCAAAUGAUUAGGCGACAAUUAACGCCAAGGUAGCGUUUUAACCAGCCUCCGGCGAUAUAAAAGUUUCACUAAAGCAAGUUAAAUGUUUAUUUACAAUUAGUCGAAGUUGAGCAAAGUCUUUGUAAAGCGGUGCAAUUUAUUUAUAUUAUUGUUGUUUUUGUAAGGAUGCGUUCAUAUAAACUUUGUGCAAUCGUACUGGAAACCAUUUGCGUUUUCAUUUUGAUAUCCGGCAGUUCAGCGAAGCUUCCCGAUGACAUCAAACAAUGUGUUGCCGGUGAUGAGAAAUGUAUUAUCGAGAAUAUAAAUACUGUACUCGAUAAAAAAUAUGAGGGCGAUGAAAGUUUCGCAUUACCUAAACUACUACCUUUUAAGAUGGAUGAUAUUAUCAUUAGUCAGAACUCGACGAGUCCUUUAGCAAUUCAUCUCGCGCUGCGCAACCCUCUCGGGUAUGGCGUCAAGGACUUGAGAGCAAGAAAAGUGAAGGGUUUCGGGAAAAACCCAGAAGGACGUCACGAAAUCAUAGUAGCUGCACCUGCCCUAACAAUGUUAUCCGAUUACAAAAUUGAUGGUAAGGUACUGAUACUGCCUAUACAAGGCGAGGGUAAAAGUAAUAUUACGUUAGCUCAACCUGUGAUCAGAAUCCGCAUAGACGCAACCUCACGCAAUGAGAAUGGCAACACAUUUCUGGAUAUUAAGGAAUUUCGCAUUGAAUGCAAAGUUAAACGUAUGAUAAUGCAAUUUGAUAACCUUUUUAACGGUGAUAAAGCUUUGGGUGACAACAUCAAUAGUUUUUUGAACGAAAACUGGCAGGAUAUUUAUGCUGAACUGAAAGUACCAUUUUAUGAUACGAUCGCCAAGGCAAUGGAAGCGGCUGCAAAACAAGUCUUCAGUACGAUUCCAUAUAAUGAAAUAUUUCAGAUAUAAAAUACAGUACAGAUAUAUCUAUGUAAAAAUAUAUGGAAAAAUGUUUGUGCAAUUUA
Molecule: messenger RNA, 1088 nt
Organism: Bactrocera oleae (olive fruit fly)
Lineage: Eukaryota; Metazoa; Arthropoda; Insecta; Diptera; Tephritidae
Gene: to
Product: takeout
Source: RefSeq, a predicted model, not a curated record